GAAGUAACCCCGUCCUUGCUGGUCCGCGCCAAGAGCUGAGAUCCACCUGGAGGUGUCGUCGGGGUGGAGACCCCCGCUGGCCCCAUUGCCUGGAUGGGAAACCUGAGGUCGGGGAGGGUGAGGCCACAGUCACGUGGCACGAGGACCUUCUGGACCCGGGUCUAGUUCGAAGUCGCUGCCUGCAGCACGGGGCCCGGCGGAGAGAGCGGGAGGUUGGGUGGGGCGCGUCCUCUGGUGACAGCAGCGCCCGGGAAUGCGCCGGGCUGGGAGGGGGCUCUCCACCCCUCACGCCUGGCCCCUGGGGCUGAGCUUCUCCCCAGAACUCUGGGGCCCUGAGCUGGGGGUGGUGGAAGCCCCAGGAUCGGAACCCAGGCGCGUGGGUUCCUGAGUAACGUGACCUUGAGGGAGGGGUGGGGAGAGGGAAAGGGAGGGUAGUGGCUGGGAAAGGGGACUUUCGUGGGGACGCGAUCUGGGCGUCGGUGGAGAGAGGGCAGCGCCCGCCCGGAGCCAGAGCAGGGCGACCUCGGUUCGCGCACAUUCCCUGGCCCUGACCGCGGCGCCCGGAAUAGCAGCCCCGAGGUGGGGGUAAGGGCGGUGGGUCCCCACGUGGCUCCCCCGCCCUGGGCCUCCCAAGGGCACCGGGACAGGGACGCGCGGUCACCAGGCCGCAGUUCUGGGGGACCGGGGAUCUUGCGGGGCAGUCCCCUGCCGCAGGUCGGCGUCCAGGCGCGGGACGGCCGCGCGGGGGCGCACGGGGCCGCCGUCCCUCCAGACCCCGACCCGGGCGCGCCCUGGGAGGCGGGGUGGGAGGGGCCGCCCCGGGCUCCCCCCGCCCCUCCUCGCCUGCCCCGCCGCUUCCGCUAGCCCAGGGGCGGCCCGGGGAGCCAGGACGCGUCGCCUGGGCUCUACGUAUCCGGUUGCCCUGGGGCUCCGUCCCACACCCUCUGCAAGAGGCCAUGAGGCACAGACUGGACCAGGGCCAGGUCACCCCUCCCUGCCCCUCCCCCAACCCCGGAGCUCCCUGCUGCUUUCUCAUAGAAUCCUGGACUGAGCCCAGCUGGUUCCCACUGCACAGAUGGGGAAACUGAGGCCUGGGGAAGCAGAGCAGCUGGCCCCUGGCCACACAGGAAGACGCCACCCCCUCCGGGGCCUCCUGCUCCUGCUGUGGACCCUUCUCAACUGUGGUUUGGGGGACAACGCUCAGGGUUCAGGCGAGUGGACUCCGUGGGGUUCCUGGAGCCGCUGUUCCAGUUCUUGUGGGCAAGGGCUCUCCAUGCGCAGCCGGAGAUGCAUUCGGUUUCCCGGGGAAGAGCUAUGCUGGGGGCACACUCACGAGUACCGCCUCUGCCAGUUGCCCGACUGUCCCCUAGGGGCUGUGCCCUUCCGAGACCUCCAGUGUGCCCUCUACAAUGGCCACCCUGUCCUGGGCACCCAGAAGACCUACCUGUGGGUGCCCUUCUAUGGAGCACCCAACCAGUGUGACCUCAACUGCCUGGCAGAGGGGCACGACUUCUAUCACAGCUUUGGUCGAGUACUGGACGGUACCCCCUGCAGCCAGGGCUCCCCAGGGCUCUGCGUGGCUGGCCGCUGUCUGAGCGCCGGCUGUGACGGUUUGCUGGGCUCGGGCGCCCGCGAAGACCGCUGCGGCCGCUGCGGUGGCGCCAACGACUCAUGCCUCUUCGUACAGCGCGUGUUCCGUGACGCCGGUGCCUUCGCUGGGUACUGGAACGUGACCCUGAUCCCUGAGGGCGCCAGGCACAUACGCGCCGCCCACCGGAGCCGCAACCACCUGGCGCUGAUGGGGGGCGACGGGCGCUACGUGCUCAACGGGAACUGGGCGGUCAGCCCGCCCGGGACCUACGAGGCGGCGGGCACCCGCGUGGUUUACACCCGCGCCACGGGGCGGGAGGAGACGCUGAGCGCCGCCGGGCCCACCUCCCAAGACCUGCUCCUGCAGGUCCUCCUGCAGGAGCCCAACCCCGGCAUUGAGUUCGAGUUCUGGCUCCCCCAGGAGCUCUACAGCCCCUUCCAAGCACAGGCACAGGCCCUGGGCUGGCCCCUGUGGCAGCCACAGCCUCGGGAGGUGGAACCUCGGCCCCCUGAGCCUCCUGCAGCCCCCACCGUUAUCCUCCAUCAGACCCCGACCCCCACAUCAGACCCCUGCCCACCCUGUCCUGACACCCGAGGUCGUGCCCACCGGCUGCUCCACUAUUGUGGCAGCGACUUCGUGUUCCGGGCCCGAGUGCGGGGCCGCCUCCGCCAGGCCCAGGAGACCCGCUAUGAGGUGCGCGUGCAGCUCAUCUACAAGAACCGCUCACCUCUGCGUGCUCUCGAGGCACCCCAGUUACACAUACUUGGCUGCAGAGACUUCAAGAUGCGCUGGCAGUCUGACUCACAAUGGAGCUCUCACCAGAUGUUCACACGUGACCACAUGCACUCCUGGUCCAGCCCCCACUUCCUCUCAGCAUGUCUGACCCCGGGUGGGGGAACAACAAGGACAGGGAAUAUGAGGAUAGGGGCACGUGGGGCUUCCAUAGGUCCCAAGCGUCCUCCCCAUGCCCCUUUGGGGGCCGCAUGUUCAUCUCAGGCAGUUCUCAAGACCUGCCACUCCAAGAGAGGAGGCAGUUCAGAGCCCCUGCCCUCAGCCUGUGCCCUGUCCUUGUGUGUCCUGGGUAUAAUUCUAGAGCCCAGAAAGCAGGCCUAGGUCACGUACUGAUUGGAAGUGUCUGCUCUUCUGUACCAUCCAUGGAUGGCUCAGCCUUGGACCUUGCGGGUGACCUCAGGCCAGGCCCUGCCCCUCUCUCUGCCUGUUUCCCCAUCCCAGUGCCCUUUCCGGCUCUCCUGGCAAUCACACUCUCCUGGACUCCUUCCCUCGCCCCUCCGUUCACUCACACAUUCCUCCAAAGAGUAUUUAUUGAGUGCCUCCUGUACGCCAGGGACCCAGCAGCACCUGGGACAGCCCAGGCCUGGAGAAUCCCCAGAACGCCCCCUCCCGUGGGGCACAGCGGGGCACAGCGGGGCGCAGCUCAGGAGGGCGGGCCUGGGGCUCGGGCGCCCCCUGGUGGCAGGACGGGGGAAGAAGGAUUGCUCGCUCCCGGUGUUACCCGCAGCCCCCAAGGGCCCUACUGCCCGGGCCUGUUAUCCAGAGGUGGUCCUCUCUGCCUCACUGCAGGGUGAGGGUGUCUCAGGGAAUGGGAGUCUCCAGCCUCCUCCUCCCCAGAGCUCUGUGGGUCAGCGCUGCCACCUACUCCCCACCAGCUAGACCAGUUGGCCUGGGCGAGGCACCUGCUGGGAGGGAGGCCAGUGCAGGGCCCACUCGGGCAGCAGAUGAGAUGGCCUGUGGCCACAGAGGCCAGGACUCCCCGCAGCCCGGUCUCUGGACGGCCUCUCCUGCCAGUGGCAACGUUGUUUCCAGUCGUGAUCCUGUAACCCUCCGCAGUAAGCAUUUCGUUGUUUUUCUGGUUUUCUCUUGAGCUUUAAAUAAAAAAAUCGACGGAACGAUUUAAAGAGAGUAGAAAACACUGUGGUUCUAAAGAUUCUCAAAUUCAGCAACGUGCACAGCGAAACUGGCGAUCACGCUCGCCCAGCAAAGAUACCACGCGGCUUUGAUGCUUUAAACAGGAAUAAAAACUCCGGACGCUUACAGGGAAUGACGGAAAUGGAGUGACUCGAGAUCUGCUUCUUCGUGUCUGCACAAUCCCCAGCUCUCAGGGUUUUAUUAUUUACUGUGUCCCUGAAGAGACCGCAAAUGAUUACAGAUGGGAACGUCCUCUCAAGGGAAGCCCACGCAGCCGAGUCUUCACGCAUCUGGAACUGGGAAUUCUCUGGACUUCCCAAGGGAGAUGACGUUUAUUAAAGAAUGAAGAAGGAAAAGAGGCACGUUGGAAACUUGCGUCCAUGUUAUUAAGACAAAAGUAAUCACACCAGUGGAUUCAGCAGCCCCAGGAACAUUUGUGCUCAGCAACAUGGCCCUGGGGGGGUCUGAUGCUGUUCUUACUGUUUUUAAUUCUCUGCACACAGCACCCUCCUGCUGUGUGCUCGUCUCUCACUGACUCCGUACAAGCUGGCUGACCCACGGGAGGACACGUGUCCAGUUGAAGGGCUGCUGAACCACCCCAUCCAGGCUGUCUCACAUCCUGCGGGAUCAGAUGAGGGUGUGCAGGUUACAAUGGCAUAACACCUGGGAAAACAGUUUGGCUGUUUCUGCUACAGCCGAACACACGCUCACGUGUAAGGUUGAAUAAACACGUCCACGCCCUAACCCCUGGGACCUGUGAACAGGAUCUUAUUUGGAAAAAGAGUCUUUGCAGAUGUUGGUAAGGGUCUCAAAAUCACUCUGGAUUAUCCAAGUGGGCCCUAAAUCCAAUGACAGGUGUCCUUGUAAGAGACACGCAGAGGAGAGACCGAGAAGAUGGCCAUGUGGUGGUGGAGGCAGAGGUCGGAGCAAUGGGGCCACAAGCCCAGGGAUGCUUGGGGCCCCCAGAAGCCGGUGGAGGCAGGAAGGACCCUCCUCUGGAGCCUCUGGAGGGACCACGGCCCUGCCAGCCCUGGAUCUUGGACUUGAGGCCUCCAGAUGGUGAGAGAAUAAAUUUCUAUUGUCCCAAGCCUCCCAGUUGGUGGUAAUUGGUUAAAGCAGCUCCAGGAGGCUCACACUCUCACCUGAAACCCUGCAGUCUGACAAGUGAAUGCCGAAGGGGAAGGAGAGCACUGCUUACCAAAGACUGGUUCUAGAAUGUUCCUAGCAGCUUUUGUCACAAUAGCCCCCAACUGGAAACAACGCUAAGGCCCACCCACAGUGGCAUGGGGCACCCUACGGCCUUCCCAUAGAAUGACAUGCUCUCUGCCAGCGGAAGAGAAGGGCACCAGGGGCCCUGCCCGUGGCAGUGCGGCGAGUCUGAGACAGACGGGAGAGGGCAGAAAACACCGUGGACGGGAUGCAAGUGACCUUCACGGGUGGGGGGAGGUGUGGAUGGGGCUGCCUUUGAGGGUGGGGAGUGACCAGCAGGGCCAGCCCUGAUGCGUUACUUGCCUCAAGUCACUGACUACGCUUUUCUGUAUGUUUAAAUUAAAACAUGUCUGACGGACUAAAGGUCA
Messenger RNA from Camelus dromedarius (Arabian camel), 5094 nucleotides. It is a transcript of the gene ADAMTSL5, whose product is annotated as ADAMTS like 5. Gene Ontology annotation, cellular component: extracellular matrix. The record is from RefSeq and is a predicted model, not a curated record. Lineage: Eukaryota; Metazoa; Chordata; Mammalia; Artiodactyla; Camelidae. Gene Ontology annotation, molecular function: metalloendopeptidase activity; protein binding. The coding region runs from base 1076 to 2704 and encodes 542 amino acids. Gene Ontology annotation, biological process: proteolysis; extracellular matrix organization. The transcript has 15 exons.